Molecule: messenger RNA, 2616 nt
Organism: Anopheles moucheti
Lineage: Eukaryota; Metazoa; Arthropoda; Insecta; Diptera; Culicidae
Gene: Wdfy2
Product: WD repeat and FYVE domain-containing protein 2
Exons: 6
Coding region: 705-1934 (409 amino acids)
Molecular function (GO): metal ion binding; protein binding
Source: RefSeq, a predicted model, not a curated record
CGUCGUUGGUUAAUUUUCUCGUUGGCAAAUUGUAUUACCAUUCGGGUGUAGGAAAAAACCAGUACUGUAGCGAUAAAGCGUCCCUCUUUUGUGUUUAGUGUCGUUCGGUCGAUUGUGUAUCUGUGAAUAUCAACAUCCGCCCGUUGUUCUACCAUAGCUCGCCUGCAUUUUUACAAAGGGCGGGUUCGGUCGGCCACUUCACGGGCUCUGCAACUUGUGUGAGCGAAUGUGUUUUUGUUUUUCCCUCCGUGUUAUCUAGACAAUCCCGGUUUUAUUUCUUCCGGUUUCGCGUGGAGAAAACAGUGCCAAGCGACUGGUGGAAUUCGUUAGUCACCUUCCGUUCGAACAUCCGGUGUUCUGGAACGUGCAACGCAUCAUUAAGGCCUGGGGUGGAUUGUAGAGUGUGCAGCAGCAGCAGCAGCAGCAGGAAAGAAGAGCAUCAGCCAAAAGAAAACAAGAACGAAUCAAGUUUCGUUCGUUUCGAUCAAGUUCAACCUACCCUCCCCAACGAGGGAACCGUCAUUGGGCGACCACAAACAUCACACACCGCCCCGUCAUAAUUGGUGCGCGUACAGGAGAGCUUGUUUUGUUCGCCGCGUAUACCACUUGCUGGCGUUUGUGUGUCAUCAGCAAGACAGAAAACCCGUGUUGCGUAGCAGCUUCCCGUUGAGUUAAGCAUUUGAGUCGCUGUUUUUGGUUUGGCGAUGGCGGCCGAAAUAAAGCCUGCACCGCGGAGUGCUAAUGACCGCUUCUGCACAACGAAAAAGCCGGAAUUGCUGAGCAAGCUGGAGGGCAGCAACGAUGACGUGAACGCGGCCGUACUGAUUCCGGGCGAGGACGGUGUUAUCAGUGUUUGUGAUGGCAAAACGAUACGGGUAUGGCAGAAGCGCGAUUCGGGACAGUAUUGGCCGUCGAUCUGUCAGUACAUGCCAUCGGGAUGUACGUCACUGUGCUACACGCCGGAGACGAGAACACUGUUCAUUGGCCAAGAGAAUGGAACAAUAUCGCAGUUUACGCUGUCGGAUGAUUGCAACAGGCUGACACCGAUCCGGGAGUAUCUGGCGCACCAGGCACGCAUCACCAGCGUCACGUUUGCCAAACACACCGGGUGGAUUCUGUCGGUUGGAAAGGACAAAUUUUUCGCCUAUCAUAGCACCGAAACAGGUGAACGGAUCGGUUGCUACACGUUCGAAGCUAUGUGUACUGCUAUGCAGUAUGACGCCUUAUCAAAGCAUGUGUUCGUUGGAGAUUACAGUGGACAAAUAACGAUGCUAAAGCUAAGCGGUACCGGUGCCACAAUGGUAACAACGAUGAAGGGCCACUCGGGGUCGGUACGCUCGCUGUACUGGGCGGAAGGGCCUCAGCUACUCUUCAGUGGAUCUCAGGAUCAGUCCGUAAUCGUGUGGGACGUUGGUGGCAAGCGUGGUACUACCUAUGAACUACACGGACACAACAAUAAAGUGUCUUCCCUGUCGUACGGUUCGAACACGCAACAGUUGAUAUCAGCCGGCGAAGAUUCGGUAAUCGUGUUUUGGGAAAUGAACGCCAUGCGCAAGGUAACACCCGAAUGGGUCGAAUCGGACACGUGUCAGCUGUGUACGCGUGCAUUCUUCUGGAAUUUGCGUGCGAUGAUUGAUCAGAAGCAGAUCGGCUUACGACAGCAUCACUGUCGCUACUGUGGCAAAGCGGUGUGUGACAAAUGCUCGACCAAUCGGAUCAACAUACCGAUCAUGGGCUUCGAGUUCGAUGUGCGCGUUUGCGACCAGUGUCACCAGCGGUUGAAGAGUGAAGAACGACCCUCGCUGGCAACGUUCCACGAUGCCAAACACAGUAUCGUCGGGAUGGAUUUGGACGAACCGCGGAAAAGAUUACUGACCGUCGGGCAGGACCGUAUCAUCAAGAUCUGGGAUCUAUCCUCCAUCUGGGUUGAGUAAUACAAGAGACACUUGUAACCAAAAGGCAAGGAAAAGAGGAAUGAGUCUGUUUGACCGGAACCGGCGUGUGUAAAUGCCAUGAAGUGUCAUGAGGUAUUUCGCGUCUUUCAACGGACCAAAAAACCAACGAAUCAAAACCGCUGCUGCUAGCGUUAAAAUGAAGCGAUUUCCUCCCUUCUGUCGGAUUGUAGGGAUGAGACACACAGAAAGGAAUAAAUUGAUGUGCAAAUAAUACGGUAAGCGAUCCAGCAGAGCAAACCUAGUAAAAAGCAAAAUUAAACACAGUGCAAUACUGUGAAAGUGAAACCGAACAAAACCAACAAAACGUGACGUAGAGAAGGAAAGUAAUAGUGUCGGUGCUUUUAAUGUUUCUGUCUGUAGGCCAUGAGGAUUUCGUUGGGGGAGAAUGGAAGAUAAAAAGGACCUGGUGAUGCCUAUUGCUAACCGACUACAGUGGAUAUCGAUCCGACACAAGGGGACAAAUAGUUUAGCACUGUAAUCAUAAUUGAACAAAUUGAAACGAAAAGAAUCCGUGGGCCGAAUGUUCAGCUCGCUGAACCAUCUCGGAUACGGAACAAAAAAGAAAACCCGCAAGCAAACUCUGUACAUUAUAAUCGUAAUAAUAAUUCGCAAAUAGAAGAGAUAUAUUGUUAAAUUUAAUAAUAAAACUAAUCACUAAAUA